UUAUCAAAGGUUAGCGUUGGCUAGGGUUUGAGCAGAAAAGAGAUUGUGUUGGAUUGGUUUCCAUUCCCAAUUCCCCAAUCGUGUUGGGUGGCCAUGGAUUCUCUACUGGCGAACUAUGCCUCUUCAGAUGAAGAAGAAGAUCAACAACCAUCACCACCAAAAACGACGACGUUUUCCUCCCUUCCUCAACCCAAACUUUCUCUGUUUCAAUCCCUUCCUCAACCCAAAUCUUCUCUGUUUCAAUCCCUUCCUCCACCCAAACAACCUUCCACCGAAAGCUCUUCCCUCCCUAACCCUAACCCUAACCCUAACCCUGACCCUAAACCCCAAAUCGAAAAGACACAACCCAAACGCGUCGUGCAAUUCAGGCCCCCAAUCAUCCCUCUCCCACACCCUUCACAACACGACGAUGACGACGACGACGACGAAGAAGAAGAACGAAACAGAAGAAAGAAAAAGUUAGAGUUCUCCACGCAAACCUCAUCGGUCAAGUCCUUCCUCGCCAGCAUUCCGGCACCCAGGAACACCGCCACUCUCGGCGUUCAAGCAAGUUCCGGUUCAGGCCGGAAAUCCAUCCUCGAAACCGAAACACCGCCACCGGCAUCGAAUUCCGGUGGUUUCAGCAAUGUUCCCGUCGAUCAAAGUACAGGGGAUUAUGAAAAUUUUGAUGAUUACCAAUAUGCCACUGACCAGUAUGCUAGUUAUUAUGGCAAUUUUGGUUCGGGUGCCGAGCCAGGGAGUUCGGGUACUGAACCAAAGGCUGGGGUUGCUGCUUAUGGAACUGAACAGUAUGGGAAUUAUGGUGAUGCCUAUGCUUCCUAUGGGGAUUAUGGACAGUAUGGGAAUAAUUGGGGUGACGUGUCGGCGCCACCGGUGCUGGAAGCUUCUGGGAUUGAUGUCAGUGUGAUAAGGAUUCCUGGGAAGAGAGGGAGGCAUGAGAUUCCGACGGAAGUGAUUGAGGUGAAGCAAGAAGAGUUGAUUAAGAAUCGGCCAAGAGAGGAUCAGGUCAAGCUAACUGGGAUUGCAUUCGGACCCACUUAUCAGCCUGCUUCGACAAAGGGGAAGCCUACAAAGCUGCACAAGAGGAAACAUCAAAUUGGUUCAUUGUACUUUGAUAUGAAACAAAAUGAAAUGAAACUUGCUGAGCGGCGUGUAAAGGGCAUGCUUACCAAAGCUGAAACACAAGCGAAAUAUGGAUGGUGAUUUGAGAUGAUGAUAUUGGAAAUACUUACAUUGAAACGUGAAAAAGCAAAGUCGAAGUUUUCAUAUUUAGUUGCAAUCCUUGUGUUUCACUGUUCUGUGUACAUUUGCUCCGUCUUUAAGUGCAAAUUAUGUAUUUCUAUUCUUAUAGCCAGUGGAAUUUUAUACCGUACAUUUUUUUAUGACAAAAAAAAUCAUUUCUUUCUUUCU
This is a messenger RNA of Glycine soja, 1410 nucleotides long. Its product is annotated as proline-rich protein PRCC-like. NCBI's taxonomy places the organism in Eukaryota, Viridiplantae, Streptophyta, Magnoliopsida, Fabales, Fabaceae. The transcript is spliced from 2 exons. The record is from RefSeq and is a predicted model, not a curated record. Gene Ontology annotation, cellular component: nucleus. The coding region runs from base 94 to 1203 and encodes 369 amino acids.